AUGACUGCACUAAACACCACAAACAUGGACGCCCUUGACAUAGAACUAGAUUUUGUCGGCCAGCAGCCAAUGAUGGUCAAGAUCUAUACCCAAAUCAGCUUCUGCUUCCCAAUCACCGACCCCUCCACGCACCCAGCAAUCACCGCCACCCUUAAACGCGGCCUACACCGUCUCUCACAGAGCUUCCCCUGGGUAGCAGGCCAAGUCAAAGACGAUGGUACCGGCGUCUUCAAGAUCAGACCUUUCGAGGAGACUCCGAGACUGGUUGUCAAGGAUCUUCGGGAUGACCCCUCCGCACCGACGAUGGAGGGCUUGAGAAAGGCAGAGUUCCCGAUGAGCAUGUUUGACGAGAACAAAAUCGCUCCCAAGAAAACUCUCCCUUUUGGCCCUGACUACUCGCCUGAUGAUCCGUCGCCGGUCUUGAUCUUUCAGCUGAAUUUCAUUGAGGGCGGGCUUAUCUUCACUGUUAAUGGGCAGCACGGGUGCAUGGACAUGACGGGUCAGGAUGAGCUCAUUCGACUUCUCUCCAAGGCAUGUCGCGACGAAGCCUUCUCAGAACAAGAGAUAUCAACAAUGAACCUUGACCGCAAGACCAUUGUUCCGCCGCUGGAGAAAUACGAACUCGGGCCUGAGCUGGAUCAUCAAAUCAUCAAACCCCCUCCAACCACUGAUGCCCCGCCAACACCACCAAAAGCAAGCUGGGCUUUCUUCUCUUUCAGUCCACAAGCCCUCUCCGCACUCAAAGACAACGCGACACAGACGCUUGACGGGAAAACAGGUUUCAUUUCGACAGACGAUGCCCUCUCAGCGUUCAUUUGGCAAUCUGUCAGCCGUGCUCGUCUCGCGCGUCUAGACGAUUCCACUUCGACUGAAUUCUGUCGCGCCGUGGAUGUGCGCACUCAACUGGACGUGCCAAAGAACUACCCCGGAAUUCUCCAAAACAUGGCCUACAGCGUCUCAAACGUCUCCCAAAUCGCCAACGAGCCACUCGGUAUCGUAGCUUCUCGCUUGCGAUCUCAACUCGGUCGCGAUGAUCUCCGCAAACGAACACAAGCUCUGGUGACAUACCUCCAGGACCAGGAAAACAGGGCAAAAGUAUCUGUAACAGCUGACGCGAAUCCGUCGACGGAUAUUAUGUUGAGUUCAUGGGCGAAGUUGAAGUGCUGGGAUUAUGACUUUGGACUUGGAUUGGGAAAGCCAGAGAGUGUGAGAAGGCCACUAUUCGAGCCGUUUGAGAGCUUGAUGUAUCUUAUGCCCAAGCGAACAGAUGGAGAAAUCACCGCGGCAAUAUCAUUGAGGGAUGAGGAUAUGGAGAGAUUGAAGGGUGAUGAGGAGUGGAAGAAGUAUGGGAAGUUCAUUGGGUAG
Messenger RNA from Fusarium subglutinans, 1365 nucleotides. Its product is annotated as trichothecene 3-o-acetyltransferase. The coding region runs from base 1 to 1365 and encodes 454 amino acids. The record is from RefSeq and is a predicted model, not a curated record. NCBI's taxonomy places the organism in Eukaryota, Fungi, Ascomycota, Sordariomycetes, Hypocreales, Nectriaceae. The transcript has a single exon.